AUGAAGUUCACUCUAGGCCUGGGGUCGCGGGCGUGGAGAGUGUCCUGGGAGCGCCCGGCGGCGGCGGCGGCCAGCCCGGGGGAGGGCGGCUGCGCGCUCGGCGGCGGCGCACGGCGCGUUUCCAGCCCGCGCCCCCGCCGCGGCUCUGAACUCGCGCGCACCCUCCCUCUAUGCCUCUUCCGCGGCGGCGGCGCCCGAGCUCUCCCGGACUCUGCCGGGCCCAGCCCCGGCCGCCUCGGCGCCAGGCAGCUGGCUGGCCCGCGCGCUAUGGAGCAGACGUACGGCGAGGUGAACCAGCUGGGCGGCGUGUUCGUCAACGGCCGCCCACUGCCCAACGCCAUCCGUUUGCGCAUCGUGGAACUGGCGCAGCUGGGCAUCCGACCCUGUGACAUCAGCCGGCAGCUUCGCGUAUCCCACGGCUGCGUGAGCAAGAUUCUGGCGCGCUACAACGAGACAGGCUCCAUCCUGCCCGGGGCCAUUGGGGGCAGCAAACCUCGCGUCACUACCCCCAACGUGGUCAAGCACAUCCGGGACUACAAGCAGGGCGACCCUGGCAUUUUUGCCUGGGAGAUCCGCGACCGGCUGCUCGCCGACGGCGUCUGCGACAAGUACAACGUGCCCUCUGUGAGCUCCAUCAGCCGAAUCCUGCGCAAUAAGAUUGGCAGCCUGGCGCAGCCCGGGCCCUACGAGGCGAGCAAGCAGCCGCCGCCGCAGCCGGCGCUGCCCUACAACCAUAUCUACCAGUAUCCCUACCCCAGCCCUGUGUCGCCUACGGGCGCCAAGAUGGGCAGCCACCACGGGGUCCCGGGCACUGCAGGCCACGUCAGCAUACCCCGUUCAUGGCCCUCGGCACACUCGGUCAGCAACAUCCUGGGUAUUCGGACGUUUAUGGAGCAAACAGGGGCCCUGGCUGGGAGCGAAGGUGCCGCCUACUCCCCCAAGAUGGAAGACUGGGCCAGCAUGAACCGCACGGCCUUCCCAGCCACUCCAGGAGUGAAUGGCCUGGAGAAGCCUUCCUUGGAGGCGGACAUUAAAUAUACUCAGUCUGCCUCUGGCCUUUCUGCGGUAGGCGGCUUCCUGCCGGCCUGCGCCUACCCGGCCUCCAACCAGCACGGCGUGUACAGCGCACCAGCUGGAGGCUACCUCGCCCCGGGCCCGCCCUGGCCGCCAGCGCAGGCGCCCCCGCUGGCGCCACCCGGGGCCGGCGUCACCGUGCAUGGCGGGGAACUGGCCGCAGCGAUGACCUUCAAGCAUCCCAGCCGGGAAGUGGCCGAUCGGAAGCCGUCCAGCCCGGGCGGCAAGGCCCCGGAUGGCCUCAGUAGCUUACACGGACUGCCCAUCCCGGCCUCGACCUCCUAG
Ailuropoda melanoleuca (giant panda) is the source of this 1359-nucleotide messenger RNA. RefSeq names its product paired box 1 (gene PAX1). Gene Ontology annotation, biological process: anatomical structure development; regulation of transcription by RNA polymerase II. Gene Ontology annotation, molecular function: RNA polymerase II cis-regulatory region sequence-specific DNA binding; DNA-binding transcription factor activity, RNA polymerase II-specific. NCBI's taxonomy places the organism in Eukaryota, Metazoa, Chordata, Mammalia, Carnivora, Ursidae. The record is from RefSeq and is a predicted model, not a curated record.